Molecule: messenger RNA, 2531 nt
Organism: Colossoma macropomum (tambaqui)
Lineage: Eukaryota; Metazoa; Chordata; Actinopteri; Characiformes; Serrasalmidae
Product: E3 ubiquitin-protein ligase TRIM39-like
Exons: 6
Coding region: 1-1668 (555 amino acids)
Molecular function (GO): protein binding; zinc ion binding
Source: RefSeq, a predicted model, not a curated record
AUGACCUUGCUGUGUCUCUUCCUGUCAGUCAUGGCUUCCUCCAGCAGUCUCCUGUCUGAAGAUCAGCUCCAGUGCUCUAUCUGUCUGGAUGUGUUCACUGAUCCAGUCACGACUCCAUGUGGACACAACUUCUGCAUGGUCUGUCUCAAAGAGUGCUGGGACAGCAGUUCACGCUGCCAGUGUCCAGUUUGUAAGACAGAUUUCUCCAAAAGGCCUGAUCUGUGUGUGAACACGUUCAUCUCUGGACUGGCUGCUCAGUUCAAGAAGUCAGAUCAGGUGAAAUCCAGAAGAACCCCAAAUAAACCCUCCAGCUCUCAGGUGCUCUGUGACAUCUGCAGUGGAAAGAAGAGUCCAGCUCUGAAGUCCUGUCUGAUCUGUAUGACCUCUUACUGCGAGACUCACCUGGAGCCUCAUCAGAGAGUUCCUGCCUUCAAAAGCCACAAAAUUAUUAACGCUGUGGAGAACCUGGAGGACUAUAACUGCCAGAAACAUGGGAGACCCCUGGAGCUGUUCUGUAGAGACGACCAGACGAGUGUGUGUCAGUUCUGCACUGAGACAGACCACAAGACUCACAGCACUGUUCCUAUAGAGGAGGAGAGUGGAGAGAAGAAGACUCGGCUGGUAAAGACACAGGCAAAAGUUCAGCGGAUGAUCCAAAACCGACUGAAGAAGAUUGAGGAAAUCAAACACUCUGUAAAACUCAAUAAAAAAAACACAGAGAAGGAGAAAGCAGACAGGGUGGAGGUCUUCAGAGCUCUGCUGCGCUGCAUUGAGAGAAGCCAGGCGGAGCUGCUUGAGGUGAUGGAGGAGAAGCAGAAAGCAGCAGAGAGGCAGGCUGAAGAGUUCAUUAAAGAGCUGGAGCAGGAAAUCACUGAGCUAAAGAGGAGAGACACUGAGCUGGAGCAGCUCUCCCACACUGAGGACCACCUCCACCUCCUACAGGUUUACCCGUCCCUCUGCAGCCGUCCACACACCAAGAACUGGACUGACGUCAGGAUUAACACUCAUCUGAGGGUGGAGACUCUGAGGAGAGCUCUGACUCAGCUUCAGGAAGAGCUCAGUAAGGAGAUGGAGAGGGUUGUGGAGAUUGGUGAAAAUAAGAGAAUUCAGCAACAUGCAGUUGAUGUGACUCUGGAUCCUGAUUCAGCUCAUCCUGCUCUCGUUCUGUCUGAUGAUGGUAAACAGGUCACAUGUGGAGACACAGAACAGAAUCUUCCUGAAAAACCAGAGAGGUUUGAUCGUUGUGUCUGUGUUCUGGGAAAGGAGGGGUUCUCCUCAGGGAGAUUUUACUAUGAGGUUCAGGUCAGUGGGAAGACUAAGUGGGCAAUAGGAGUGUCCAGAGAGUCCAUUAACAGGAAGGGGUUGAUUACACUGAGUCCUGAGGAUGGAUACUGGACUGUGUGGCUGAGAAAUGAGUCUGAAUAUGAGGCUCUGGACUCUCCUUCUGUCCCCCUCUCCUUGAAACAGGCUCCCCAGAAGGUGGGGGUGUUUGUGGAUUAUGAGGAGGGUCUGGUCUCCUUCUAUGAUGUUGAGGCCAGGUCUCAUAUCUACUCUUUCACUGGUCAGUCUUUCACUGAGAAACUCUAUCCAUAUUUCAGUCCCUGCCCCAAUGAUGGAGGUAAAAACUCAGCACCGCUGAUCAUCACACCUGUUGAUCAUGAUAAAUGAGGCUCUUUUACCUCAUAAAAUCACUUUAAUCCAGAAUAACGACUUCUUCUGACAAACACCUCCAACUUUUUAAUCAUGUGUAUAGAAUGUAGAGAAGCUGAUUUUAUGCUAAAAUGGCGUCACAGUAGUGUUCAUCAUUAGAAAAUGAGCAGAGUUUAUCUGUACAAACCUGCAUUUUUAUACAGCUGAGAUGUUUGUAGACCAAACUGAGCUGAGAGGAGAUGAAGAUACUGAGUGAGAACAUCUGCUUCUUCUUCCAGACAGAAUAAAGUCUCAAAUAAAUAAACCUACUGUGUCUUUCAGUACUAAGAAGACUGAACCUGAGAUGCGACGUUAAAGAAGAGUAAUGUUACUAAGCAUCUACAGUAAGUUUAGAUGGUUCACCUGCACAGAGCAGAACUGCAUAUACACUGUAUAAGAACACAGCUACACUAAUGCUGUUUCUAUGAUGGAGUUCUACUGAAUUUGGUGGAGAUAAUGAGAGAUUUUAGGGCAUCGUAAUAAAGCAGGUGGAGGUUCCAGCCUGGGCUGCACUUUCCUUCUGUCCUACAAACACUGUGGAGCUUCUGGGAGAGUGAGAUCCAUCAUGAAGAGGAUCAAGGGUUUCUAGCGUCAGUGUACAUGACUUCAGUGAGUUUGAACUGAUUUAGCUCUUUUAUUUAGCUUAUUUUAGCAAUGAGGCUUGUAAAGCUUUGGUAAUGUCUUCACUGUGUUUGUAGAGCACAAGUACAGUGAAGAGUGGUUUCCAUACAAAUCCAUGGUUAUUAGUGAUGUUUCUAUCAGAGAUUUAAUGCUGAUUCAUCAUAAGCUUUUGCCUGUUCUACAUAAAUAAAUGACAGAUCCUGAUUCAGUCUUAUCUUUUA